This is a messenger RNA of Cololabis saira (Pacific saury), 1077 nucleotides long. It is a transcript of the gene folr, whose product is annotated as folate receptor. The record is from RefSeq and is a predicted model, not a curated record. Gene Ontology annotation, molecular function: signaling receptor activity. Bases 292 to 1017 code for a protein of 241 amino acids. Gene Ontology annotation, cellular component: external side of plasma membrane. The transcript has 5 exons. Lineage: Eukaryota; Metazoa; Chordata; Actinopteri; Beloniformes; Belonidae.
GGACACACACACACACACACACACGCACACACACGCGUGCAGGUGAGAGACUUCGGACUCUAGAAAAAAAUUGUUAAUGGUACUACGAGUUUUCAAAUUUCAGUUGUAGACGGGCAACCUUGUACUCAGUCUCAGUUCCGCUCCCAGGUUGUUUCAGACACACACACAUAUUUAGGCUGAGGAUGUCUGUUUUAUGACUCUUGUUUGGUCUUAAAAAGUGUGCUAGAGGCUGACUGGAGACACUGAACUGCAAGAUCAUACAGACACAACCAUCCCAGAAUCUAACAAGCCAUGUGGGUGCUCCUGGCAUCGUUAUUCGCCCUCUCCAGUGGGGGCCUGUCUCUGGAGGAGCUCAACAUGUGUAUGGAUGCCAAACACCACAAAACACAGCCUGGCCCUGAGGGAAAACUCUACCUUCAGUGUGCUCCCUGGAGGGAGAAUGCGUGUUGUACUGCCAACACCACUGAAGAGGCCCACGGCGACAACUCCUACCUGUAUAACUUCAACUGGAAUCACUGUGGUAUUAUGAGUCCCCAGUGCAAGAAGCAUUUCAUUCAGGACACUUGCUUUUAUGAGUGCUCGCCACAUUUGGGACCGUGGAUAGAAACGGCGGAUGAAAGCUGGCGUAAGGAGCGUAUCUUGAAUGUGCCUCUCUGCAAGGAGGAUUGUGAACAAUGGUGGGAAGACUGCAAAAAUGACAUCACUUGCAAGAUGAACUGGCACAAGGGAUGGGAUUGGAGCUCAGGAAUAAACAAGUGCCCUGAAGGAAGCAAAUGCAGGAAGUGGACAGAUGUGUUCCCCACUCCCAAGUCCAUGUGUGAAGAAAUCUGGUCCAAGUCUUACCUUUAUACCACUUACACCAAAAGUUCUGGCCGCUGCAUGCAGCUCUGGUUCACUGGACCUAACCCCAACACGAAGGUAGCUGAGUACUACCUCAAUAAUGCAAAGCAGUCCCAAAGCUUUGCUCUGACAACACUGCUCUUCCUGGCUGCGAUGUCCUUCUCCGCAAUGAUGUGAUCAAAUGACGCCUUUGAUAUCUAUCAUCUUGUUAAUUGCAAUAAAAAAGUUCACGUGUUU